AUGGCGGCGGGUGAUGGGGACGUAAAGCUAGGCACCCUGGGGAGUGGCAGCGAGAGCAGCAGCGACGGCAGCGGCGGGAGCCCGGGCGGCGCGGGAGCGGCGGCGGAAGGGGGCGGCUGGGCGGCGGCGUCGUUGGCGCUCGUGGCGGGGGGCGGGGAGAUGCUCCUGAACGUGGCGCUGGUGGCGCUGGUGCUGCUGGGGGCCUACCGGCUGUGGGUACGCUGGGGGCGGCGCGGUCUGGGCUCGAGCACCGGAGCUGGCGAGGAGAGCCCGGCCGCCACGCUCCCGCGCAUGAAGAAGCGGGACUUCAGCUUGGAGCAGCUACGCCAGUACGACGGGGCACGCACGCCUCGCAUCCUGCUCGCGGUCAAUGGGAAAGUCUUCGACGUGACCAAAGGCAGCAAGUUCUACGGCCCGGCGGGCCCAUAUGGAAUAUUUGCUGGCAGAGAUGCUUCCAGGGGACUGGCAACAUUUUGCCUAGAUAAGGAUGCACUUAAAGAUGAAUAUGACGAUCUCUCAGAUUUGAAUGCAGUACAGAUGGAGAGUGUUCGAGAAUGGGAAAUGCAAUUUAAAGAAAAGUAUGAUUAUGUAGGCAGACUUCUCAAGCCAGGGGAAGAGCCUUCAGAAUACACAGAUGAAGAGGACACCAAGGAUCACAGCAAACAGGACUGAACUUUGUAAACAACCAAAGCCGGGGGCCUUCGGAACUGCAGCUCUUCCUCUCUUCACAGAAUGUCAGUGUCUCGGUCUGAUUUACCUGCUGCCGAAACAUUCAGCGCAGUGAACAAGAUCAGUGAGUCUCGUGAUGAAGAUGAGAGUGCCGGCAUUACUCAUGCUGCCAACUGAACUUGUGCAGUUACUGUAAUGUCUUCUGAGACUUCAUCCUGAAAAGGAGAUAGGAUGGCUUCUUAAAUAGCAAGAAAAGUCUCCUGGUUACAUUAGCGUCUCUCUUUCUUUCUCUCUCACACACACAUCUCUCUCUAUCUCCCUUUUACUCCUCCUCUGUCUCCUGCCUUUCUGUCCCUCUCCUCUCUCAUUCUCUGUUUCUCUUAUUUUUAAAGACGAAAGUGUAUCAAAGACAACCAGAUAUGUAUUUUGCUACUCAAGUAUACAGAUCAGAAGAACCAGAAAGGGAUUCCUAAUUCACAUGCUGUGUUUCCAUUUUAGUAUUGAGGAGGGAAGAAACCUGAGUAGGGCAAGUGGGAAGUUGCACAUUAAUUUGGGUAGUUCAGACUACUGAAACAUUAAAAUGUGAAUUCCCAAACUUUUCUUUUGGGGCUUUGUCAGGGAAAAGAAAAAACUUCAUAGAAAGCAUUGAAAAUUAAAAGGGAUUUCAAACAGAUUAAUGUCAAAGCUAUUCCCCAACUGAGGUCACUUAAAAUCAGUUUUCUUUCCUUCCCCUAGGUCAAAUCAAUAUUAAUUGUGCCUUAUUUCACUUCCAUAAGCUUGAAUUAUUUUUAGAAAAAUCCCCUGUAUGAAUUCAGAAGUCACUACAAGCAACAUUGAGACUGACAUGGGAUAGUCUCUUGACUGUAAAACAUUGAUGUCAUUCUGUGUAUGUAGAAUGUUUAAAGGAAUAUUCAGUGUUAACUGCCAUAUAUUAAAUAUACAGAAACUUAAUUAGCAUUAUAAUGGCCAAAUGUAUUCUCCCAUGCUUUUCUCUUUUUCCAAAAAAAGAAAAAGAAAAACAACAACCCCUCACCCCCCAAACAGCUGCCUAAUUUUAAGAAUCUGACCCUCUACAUGUCACUGGCAUGAGUUGUGGGGUCAUGGUGUGGAUGUCUGUGUGGGUGCGUCAGAUGUGUGUGAGAGUGCCUUGGAAGGGACUGUUUCUGCAGACACUGUAAAUACACGUACCAUUUUAAUAAAGCAUGUACAAUAAGACAGAGACGCUUGACUUGGACUUCAUAUGCAAAACUGAGCCAGUGCACUGCACAUUGUAAGGUUGCAUUUGAUUCAAGAUGAAGAGAAAAUCUUGGAAAUGAAAAGCAGGCACUGGUAACCAAGCUGUACACAUUGUACCACAUUCAGUGUAAGUUGAGGAAGAAAUUCCACUUUGGUGGAACAUUCUCGAUCUGAGAUCAUUCAGGUAAGAAUCUAGAGUGUACAUAUUUGUACUUAUAUUUUGAUGCCCACUGAUUAUACUAGAAGUGAUAGCUCUUCAAGCAAUAGUUGUUGAACACACCAACAGUCAAGGAUAUUGUACUAAGUUCUUCCACUAUUAGGUUAAAAAGUCCUCAAAGCCCUAUUUAUGUCAGUGGUUUGACUUCAUCAUGACUAGGUUCUUGGUCAGGGACAAUUUGUAUACACAAAACAUUCUAUGUAGGUCACCAGUUCAAGAUUUCUGCUUAGAUGCUGUAAAAUAUGCAGAGGUCGGCAAAGAAAGGGGAGCUUUCACUGCAGAGUAAGCUGAAGUUGUGCGGAAUACUAUAUUCUAUCCAACCCUGGAUUGUUCUGUAGAAAAUGCCCAUCCUCAGCCAAAUCUUGGCUAAAGAAUGAUUGUGAAGACUAAAGACAGUUGGCAAAUGCUUUGGGUGUUUUUGUGUAAAAUAUUUUCUAAACAAAAAAAGUUGUUAAAAGUAUGUGUCCUCCAUAGUAAACUGAUAUUUGGGCCUAAAGUUCAAUAAAUCUGCACGUGUGAAUAGAGAAACCUAAAGUAUUCGUGCAGUAAAAAUAAUGCAUUCUGUUAAGAAAAAAUAAGUAAUUUUGUGGUUUGGACUUGAAAUAAACUGUGUUCUAUAGAUAACUUCAA
This is a messenger RNA of Jaculus jaculus (lesser Egyptian jerboa), 2752 nucleotides long. It is a transcript of the gene Pgrmc2, whose product is annotated as progesterone receptor membrane component 2. The record is from RefSeq and is a predicted model, not a curated record. NCBI's taxonomy places the organism in Eukaryota, Metazoa, Chordata, Mammalia, Rodentia, Dipodidae. The transcript is spliced from 3 exons. Gene Ontology annotation, cellular component: endomembrane system; membrane. Bases 1 to 672 code for a protein of 223 amino acids.